CGUGUAAAUUGGACGGAUUAGCCCUCAACGUCCCGUGAGAGAACGUCUUUUCAUUUAUUUAUUUAUUUAUUUAUUUAUUUGCUUGCAUGGGGUUGUGUUCUGCAGUAGAAUGCGUUGUUUCGUGUUAACUAAAUAGUCUUUGCUUUGGAAAGUACAGUCUGCCUGAAAAGACUUCUGAAUGAUACCCCUCUGCUGGUAUGCAACGAAAAGAUGCUCAGAGCGAUGCAUUACUCCCCGUUGGUCAACCAUCUCAAUGAGGCCCCAGUGUCUGAAGAGUCCUCGGAUGAGGAUGAUAAAGAAUGUGAGACCUGCAGGUCAACGGGAGCCAAUGAGAGCUCUUCUAACAGUGACCUCAGUGCUGAGAACACGUGCCGACCCCCAGGCAUCAACAACGAAGAUUCCUGUGAGCCGAUACUAUCUGAGGAGAGCAAGGUGCUGCUGGGGGAGCAGAUUAAACAGAUCUCCAUGCACUUUCCUCCAAGACUCACGGCAUGCACUUGGACCCUGGAGUACAGCACCAUGAAGCAUGGAACCAGCCUGAGGACCCUGUACAGAUCUAUGCAUGGGUUGGAUUGCUCCACAUUUAUAGUCAUUAAAGAUACCGAUGGCCAGGUGUUUGGUGCCUUCUGUUCCAGUCCAUUGAGGGUCAGUGACUGUUUCUAUGGAACGGGAGAGACUUUUCUUUUCUCUUUCUCACCAGAACUUCAGGUGUUUAAAUGGACAAGCGAAAACUCCUUCUUUGUAAAAGGGAAUCUGGAUUCUUUUGCUUUUGGGGGAGGGAGGGGUAUUUUUGGAUUAUGGCUGGAUGGAGACCUCUAUCAUGGAAGAAGCCAUACGUGUGAUACUUUUAACAACGACAUUUUGUCUAAAACAGAAGAUUUCUUUGUGCAUGUCAUGGAAGCAUGGGCUCUUAAGUGACGAAGUGUAAUGUAACAGAAACUGGGAUUCACAGGAUCACUUUUGAUCCACGGAGGCCAGCACUGAAUACAGCGCUUACUGUACUUGCAGAGAGAUAAAAGCAGGAUUUGAAAUUGUGACAGAAUUCAUUCUACGAGAAGACAGAGCAACAGGUGUUAUUGUACUUUUUUUAUAAGCAGUAACACAAUAUGAGCCAAAAUACAUACAGUAAGUUUUUGAUCUAAAGUUAUGUGCUUCACUAAAGAGGGGACGGCAGCAAUACAAUAACAGCACAACCAAUGAAACAUCCAGCAUAUUCAGUGCUGUACCACUCUCUGUACAAAUUGUCAUUCAAAGGGCUUGCUCAAUAACAGUAGCAAUCAACCUUGCAAAUUCAGUGCUUAUAAGCGAAUGUACCAGAAAAGAAGUUAUAUGCAGCUUGUGUUUUCUGGUUAUUCUUAUGUAAAAAUGCAAUUUGUUCAAUUGGAAUUGAUUUACAGUUGAAAUGCAGGGCAUUAUUUGCAUAAAUUGCAAGUGCUAAGUUUUUGCUUGCAGUUUUGUUUUAUAAAUCGCCCUGUAUAGCCUGGGCUUCCUAAGCUCUCUAAUAGGGUGCCUAAUCAUUAUAGAUCACUGCGAUAUAGGGCUGCAUGGAAAGCUGUUGAGCAGCACUAGCACUGUAAAUGAUUCACAGGUUUCUUUUCUUAUCGAAGAGUAGUAGAACUAGUAGUAGUCUUUCAUGCUCAAAAAUAAACACACAUAUUAAAUAUUU
Messenger RNA from Acipenser ruthenus (sterlet), 1666 nucleotides. RefSeq names its product TLD domain-containing protein 2-like. Gene Ontology annotation, biological process: response to oxidative stress. NCBI's taxonomy places the organism in Eukaryota, Metazoa, Chordata, Actinopteri, Acipenseriformes, Acipenseridae. Bases 211 to 918 code for a protein of 235 amino acids. The transcript is spliced from 7 exons. Gene Ontology annotation, cellular component: nucleus. The record is from RefSeq and is a predicted model, not a curated record.